AUGGCAACACCACGAGAAGUAUACCUCAGUGGGAAGGCAGUGGGUUACCUGCUCAACUCGAUGUGUGAGAUUACAGAUGUCCAAGAAGCCCCUGAUACGAUGGCGUCUCGCUUGCGAAUAUCUUGCUGGAUUAUGACAAGCCCACGGAAUCUUGAAAAGAGGGCGAGAUUUAUCCAGAUGACGUGGGCUAAACGCUGUGACAAAGUGGUGUUCAUCAGCUCGGAAACGAACACGACCUUUCCAACGGUUGGACUUAACGUUUCUGAAGGUCGGAACCAUUUGACCGAAAAAACUCUUGGAGGCUUUCGUUAUAUUUAUGAACAUCAUUUCGACGACUGUGAUUGGUUCUUUAAAGCAGAUGACGACACUUACCUCGUUGUGGAAAACCUUCGUCACUUCCUUGCUGAUUUCGACACAAACGAGCCACUAUAUUUCGGCCAUCAUUUUAAGGCAAUUAUUAAACAAGGAUACUCUAGUGGCGGAUCCGGAUUGGUUGUCAGCAAAGAAGCCCUGAGAAGGUUUGGUCAACAUGGACAUCGUCCGAAAAUAUGUCGACAAAAGGGCACAGCGGGGGAUGCAGCAUUUGGUCAGUGCAUGCAGUCAUUGGAAGUAAAGUUAGCAAAUUCAACAGAUUCGCAAGGAAGGAGCAAGUUUCAUUGCAUGACUCCACACUCCCACCUGUCCGGUAAAUACCCACAGUGGUACCGGAAGUACGACGCCAACGGUGCCAAGAAGGGUAUCCAGAGCAUGAGUGAUCAUCCCAUCUCUUUCCAUUACGUCGGCGGAUACAAACAGCUGGAGUUGGAAUAUCUGAUGUACCGCGCCCGAAUACAUCAUUAUGUGCCUAGUCUGUCACUGGAUUAAAAGAAAA
Messenger RNA from Haliotis rufescens (red abalone), 871 nucleotides. Its product is annotated as glycoprotein-N-acetylgalactosamine 3-beta-galactosyltransferase 1-B-like. Gene Ontology annotation, cellular component: membrane. Gene Ontology annotation, molecular function: N-acetylgalactosaminide beta-1,3-galactosyltransferase activity. Bases 1 to 864 code for a protein of 287 amino acids. The record is from RefSeq and is a predicted model, not a curated record. NCBI's taxonomy places the organism in Eukaryota, Metazoa, Mollusca, Gastropoda, Lepetellida, Haliotidae. The transcript has 4 exons.